Molecule: messenger RNA, 668 nt
Organism: Ruditapes philippinarum (Manila clam)
Lineage: Eukaryota; Metazoa; Mollusca; Bivalvia; Venerida; Veneridae
Product: perlucin-like protein
Exons: 6
Coding region: 104-592 (162 amino acids)
Biological process (GO): biological process involved in interspecies interaction between organisms
Cellular component (GO): external side of plasma membrane
Molecular function (GO): signaling receptor activity; carbohydrate binding
Source: RefSeq, a predicted model, not a curated record
AUUAUAUCGUACACGAUAACUUGAAAGAUAAGAAUUUUAAAUAUAAGGCAAAUGGCAAUGCUAUGUAGGAAAAGUAUAUUAAACUGAAGGAUUAUAAUUAACUAUGUUUCCAACAUAUGUUCAUAUAUUUUUUGUACUGUUAUACAAUGGAUUUGCAUAUGGGAUUGUUUGCCAAGAUGGUUGGGUAACGUUCCAAGAUUCAUGCUAUCUGUUUGCAAGAAACCACAAGUCAUCUUUUACCGAGGCAGAGAACUAUUGUAGACAGCAUGGGGGACACCUUGUAGAAAUUGAGACGAAAUAUGAAAGUAUGUUCAUCAGGGACUAUCUUCGUGGGAUGAUAGCGGAGUAUCAUUGGAUUGGAUUGACUGAUGAGAUGGUUGAAGGAGUUUGGAAAUGGUAUACUUCAAAACAUACACCUUCAUUCACAGACUGGCAUGUGAGUGAACCAAAUUCACACGGUGGUGAGGAAGACUGUGCUAUUUCAUCGUCAGGAGAAGAUUACCAAUGGGCUGAUGUACCUUGUGAUGGAAGAGUCGCUGAACCUUUAUGUGAAGUCAAGUCAAGUGAAGUAGAUGUUGGUGUGAUUGGAUAGAUGGACGAUUUUAAUACACGGACUUACACGGAUGUAAUUACGAAUGAAAACUAAUAUAGAAUUUUCAAAACACAAA